Molecule: messenger RNA, 2585 nt
Organism: Salmo salar (Atlantic salmon)
Lineage: Eukaryota; Metazoa; Chordata; Actinopteri; Salmoniformes; Salmonidae
Product: protein phosphatase 1 regulatory subunit 1B
Biological process (GO): intracellular signal transduction
Cellular component (GO): cytoplasm
Molecular function (GO): protein phosphatase inhibitor activity
Source: RefSeq, a predicted model, not a curated record
GUCAGACAGAAACAGGCAGAGAGGAAGAAGGGAGGGAACAGGGGAGAUAAAGGAUAGAAGAAAUAGCUGACCGUGAGUGAAAGAGGAGAGCAACAAAGAUAAACAAAGAGAACUUCAUCUGUUUUGUUUUUGAAGUGAGACAGUAGUGGAGAGGGAGCCUAGUGGAGCAGAGCUUGGUGCCUGGUGAGAGAGUGACCCCCCUGGGACACAGACACAGCCAUGGAUCCCUCUGCGUCGGAUGAGGUUGGGGACGAGUGCAAGGAGAGCAGGAAGAUCCACUUUGCUGUGCAGUCCUCGGCACCCACCCAACUGGACCCCCGGCAAGUAGAGAUGAUCCGGCGCCGGCGGCCUACACCUGCAACACUGUUCAGAGUGGCAGACCAGUGUUCUCCUGAGGAUGAUCAGUCCACCCAUCAGUGGAUUGUAGGAGAGAAUGGGGUACUCAAGCCCAAGCGAGUCAACCCAAAUGUGUAUCAACCACCAUCCCUGAAAGCCGUCCAGAAGAUGGCUGAGGCACACAUGCAGAACCUGGGUGUCUACCCCCCCUUGGAAGACCCCUUUGAGGGGGAGGAGUACGACGACUACCCCUGUCAUGAGGAGAGGGAGGAGAGAUUCCCCACCAAAGCUGCUGCGACCAGCACCACAGAUCAAUCAGAGAAGCCGGAUGAAGAGGAGGAAGAGAAAGAAGAGGAAAAGACGGAAGAAAAGACAGAGGAGAAGGCAAAGAAAGUGCGCAAAAGUGUAAAGUUUUAACACUACUUUAAACAACAAAAUAAUGAAGGGAGAGAUGGAUGGUUGCAGAUGUGUGAAUGAUUGAGUGAAUGAGUGAUUUAAUGUGUGAACGUGUGAGUGAGAAAGAGAGCUUCUAAGUUUGAAUGGUGCAUAUUCAAAUUAAAUGAAUGAAUGAAUGAAUGAAUGUAGGUAGGUACUGUUAGCAAAUCUGUGAGCAAAGAAUCUGUACAUUAAUCUAGAAGGGGAGAGGGGGGAGAGGGAGGGAGAGCGAGUGUAAUAGAUAUCGCCCUUGUGAAGAGGUGAGGAGUGGCUCCUUAGAGCUAAUGAGACUAGUGGAUAGGGCAAGGUCACCAAGGUCACUGUGACCUUGAGGUCCCUCACUGCAACGCUAGUCUUCUCUUCCAUGUCAGGGGAACCAUUCAUUCACUUCUUACUUUCUAGCUUUGCUCUUUAAUGUUACAGAGCAAUGGAAUAAUGGCUAGAAAUAAUAACUACACAUGACACUCAAAAUAACAGCUUCAGUAUAGAACACACACACACACACACACACACACACACACACACACACACACACACACACACACACACACACACACACACACACACACACACACACAGAGAGAUGGAGAGAGGAGAUAUCAUCAGUCUCUGACUAUCGGUCCAGACUAUAUUCUAAAGCUGCUCCAUUACUGUGCAGAUAUGAUAAUACAGACUCCCAUAUGGGUUCCUUUCAAAAUCACAAAGACCUGUAUUAUGUGUACCAAAUUUCACUCUGGCCUAGAUUGGAUAUCUCUGCAGCCUAAUCAUAUUGAGAUCUUGUUCUUGGAAGAAGUGAGCAGCUGCUGCCAUCUUGUGGCAAGAUAGGGGAUGUAGAAUAACCAGAGAGUAUGUAUUGACAUGGAUUUAUAUACAAUAAACUGUGCACUGCAUAGGCCUUCAAAUAAUAUGCAUCUAUAUAAUUGAAAUGAUCUAGAUUUGUAAUGCAUUUGAAACAUUUAUUUGUGAUGCAUUUGAAGUUAUUUUUGGUGCCCAUCAAAGCUAUUUGUGUCAAUGAUGUACUCUGGGUGUAUGUGAGGAUGCCAUGCUUUUGUAAAAGUAGUCCAAUUUAGUUUUUUUGUGAGAAAAAAAAUGUAUUCAUUUUGUAUACAGAAUCAGAUUCUUAUUGUUUGUUUGUUUAAAUCAUUUCCUGUGUAAAGACCUAUUAAUCAACUUAGCUGUAUAUGGUCUCUCUCUGUUGAACAAUUGUCACAACGUUUAGUAACCUUUUAGUCACGACUUGGAUAACUGUGUUUUUCAUAUUCUCAUGAAAACCAAUACAGACAAUACAAUACAUAGUGACUCUCUUUCUCUCUCUCUCUCUUCCUGCUGAAAUGGAAUGACACAUUUGAAUAUACAAAUAUUCACCCUCAGAAUGUCAUUAUCAUCAUAUACUCAUUGAUAAUGUCAGUCUAAUAAACAGUUUUCUUUAUUUCCAUCACAUCUGUUCUCCAACUGCAGGAUUGCUUGAGUCAGCGGAAUACAUUUGUUGUAGUGUCACAGUUGAAUGUCUCAAUCUGUACCAACUGUUAAUAUAUAGUAAUUGUUUUGAUUCUCUUUUUGUUGGACAAAGUGUUGAGACAUAUGGCACCUACUCCCUCCAUUGUCUGGCUGUAGUGAGCAUCCUCUCCUUCUCCAAGUCUAUCUAUCCUCAUUGUUCAAUAGACGAGUGCCAUGACAAGAAUGAACUCUAAUCGCACUAUUCUUCUUUAUUCCACUUUUUGUUUUCAUUUUUUUUUUCUGUACUUGUUAAAAAUGUAGACAUUUCAAUGUGAGCAACAAUAUCUAAAUAAACACAUUUUCCUGAUUUGAAAUUA